AUGCGUGAUAAAAUGAGGAAAUGGAGGGAAGAAAACUACCGAAACAGCGAACAGAUAGUGGAUGUUGGAGAAGAGUUGAUUAAUGAAUAUGCAUCUAAACUUGGAGAUGACAUUUGGAUAAUAUAUGAACAGGUGAUGAUUGCUGCCCUGGACUGCAGUCGAGAUGAUUUGGCAUUGUUUUGUCUUCAGGAACUAAGGCGGCAGUUUCCUGGGAGCCACAGAGUUAAACGGUUAACUGGAAUGAGAUUUGAAGCUAUGGAAAGGUAUGAUGAUGCAAUCCAGUUAUAUGAUAGAAUAUUACAAGAAGAUUCAACUAACACAGCAGCAAGAAAGCGUAAGAUUGCCAUUCGAAAAGCCCAGGGGAAAAAUCUUGAGGCCAUCCGAGAGCUGAAUGAGUAUCUGGAACAAUUUGUUGGAGACCAAGAAGCUUGGCAUGAACUUGCAGAACUUUACAUCAAUGAACAUGACUAUGCAAAGGCAGCCUUCUGCUUAGAGGAGCUUAUGAUGACUAAUCCACACAACCACUUAUACUGUCAACAGUACGCUGAAGUAAAAUACACUCAAGGGGGGCUUGAAAACCUUGAGCUAUCAAGAAAGUAUUUUGCACAAGCACUAAAACUCAACAACAGAAAUAUGAGAGCUUUGUUUGGACUUUACAUGUCUGCCAGCCACAUUGCUUCCAAUCCAAAAGCAAGCGCAAAAAUGAAAAAAGAUAAUAUGAAAUAUGCCAGCUGGGCAGCUAACCAAAUAAAUAGAGCAUACCAGUUUGCAGGUCGCAGUAAGAAAGAAACUAAAUACUCUUUGAAGGCAGUGGAAGACAUGUUGGAGACCCUGCAAAUCACUCAGUCUUAGGGUGGCACACAGAUCCAGUAUUAAAUUUUCAAAUUCCAUGAUGAACCUGUAAUGGCCUAUGGGUUAUGUUACUCUAGUGCUGUGAAAAGUUAAUUUUGUAUUGAUAAAUGUGCUAUCUAAAAUAAUGUUUUAUGAAAAUUAAAAUGCCUAUUUAUUGCUGCUAUGAAAAAUAUGAUGAAUACCCACUGAAAUUAAUAACCUAUCCACGAAGACAACAUAAAGAAAUGACAUGCUGCACAUCAGUCUCUUUAGAUUUUUGUAUCAACAGUACCUGCUUUUAAGCCAUAAUAUGUAGAAAUAAACCUGUUAAAUAAUUAAAAAAA
Messenger RNA from Charadrius vociferus (killdeer), 1175 nucleotides. RefSeq names its product ER membrane protein complex subunit 2 (gene EMC2). Gene Ontology annotation, biological process: protein folding in endoplasmic reticulum. Gene Ontology annotation, cellular component: EMC complex. The transcript is spliced from 10 exons. NCBI's taxonomy places the organism in Eukaryota, Metazoa, Chordata, Aves, Charadriiformes, Charadriidae. The record is from RefSeq and is a predicted model, not a curated record. Gene Ontology annotation, molecular function: protein binding. The coding region runs from base 1 to 852 and encodes 283 amino acids.